This is a messenger RNA of Prosopis cineraria, 1881 nucleotides long. RefSeq names its product probable serine/threonine-protein kinase PBL7. Gene Ontology annotation, molecular function: protein tyrosine kinase activity; ATP binding. Gene Ontology annotation, biological process: protein phosphorylation. The record is from RefSeq and is a predicted model, not a curated record. Gene Ontology annotation, cellular component: plasma membrane. Bases 1 to 1881 code for a protein of 626 amino acids. The transcript is spliced from 9 exons. Lineage: Eukaryota; Viridiplantae; Streptophyta; Magnoliopsida; Fabales; Fabaceae.
AUGGCAGGAGAACCUCAGAGGGUAGUGGUGAUAAUGGAUGCAUCAAAAGAUGUUUCAGCAAAAGUCAUAAUGAAGGCCCUCAAAAGGACGUGUCCUCAGGCUGGAGGUGAGCUGACACUCAUUGCGGUUCUUGAACAGUUCAGCAGUCCCUUGGGAUACAAGAUCAGGGUACAUGACAGUCCGUUUAUUGCAACAAACCAAAAAAUUGUUCAAGAGGAAUUAUCCAAAAAAAGGGAAGACUAUAACAAUAGUUCGGAAAUUGAGAAACUCUCUGACUACUGUGAAAUAGCAAAGAUGAAAUUCCACAUUGAUGUGGUUGCAAGCCCUUUCAUAGAAGUUGCUACUGGUGCUGUCAUAAGUUUAGAGGCAACAUGGUUGAUCGUGGAUAGGGAUGUGAACAAGGAUAGGAAGAAAUUGGAUCGGUUGCCUUGUGGUAUGCUUAGAAUAAGAAGUGACAACACCAUUGAUAAGUUGUGGGAUCCGGAUGUAACAGACUACUCCAAAUCGCAUUCCUCAAGUCAAGCUAUGAAAAUCAUUCCUGGAAACCCGGAUGAAGAAAUUUCGCCCAAGAGGCAUAGAACAUCACCAAGUGAACAGUUCAUAUCAACUGGAACAUCAAGUUCAAGCAUUCUUCAGGAAAUUAAAGACAAAGAUCAAGGUAUAGAACAGGAAACAGCAAAGACAAUUUCCAUCUCUGACCACCAUGAGCAGCGAAGGCGUGAUAACAGUGAAGAGUCUCGGAUAGAGACAGAAUUUACAAACCCACUUUGCUCUGUGUGUAAAAACAAACGACCGAAAGUUGGAUGGAUAAAAGACUUGAGUUACACAGAACUCUGGAAAGCUACACAGGGAUUCUCCCAAAAGAACUUUCUAUCAGAGGGUGGAUUUGGAUCUGUCUACAAAGCAGAGCUCAACGGAAUAACCGUUGCCGUUAAGAAACUUAAAAAUGCAAGUGUCCAAGGAGAGAAAGAAUUCAAAUCUGAAGUCAAAUUACUUGGCAGAGCAAGGAAUGAGAAUGUGGUCACGCUUCUGGGGUUCUGCUCAGAAGGAAAGCAUAGGCUUCUUGUUUAUGAAUACAUCUGCAACGGUUCACUGGAUCAACAUUUAUCACAACACUCCCGAAUUCCUCUUACUUGGGAAGAGAGGAUCAAAGUUGCCAUUGGAGUUUCAAAGGGCUUGCAAUACUUGCAUGAGAAUAACAUUAUACACAGAGAUGUGAGACCAAACAAUAUUCUUAUAACACAUGAUCGUCAAGCCCUGCUGGGAGACUUUGGUCUGGCAAGAAAUCAACAUGGAGAUUCCAUACAGUCAACAGAGGUGAUCGGAACUUUGGGGUAUUUGGCACCUGAAUAUGCAGAAUAUGGGAAAGUGUCAGCCAAGGUAGAUGUUUAUUCUUUUGGGGUGGUUCUGCUAGAACUCAUCACAGGAAUGAGGACAACAGACAAAAGGCUUAAAGGGAAAAGUCUUGUAGGAUGGGCGAGACCACUACUAAAAGACAGGAAAUAUCAUGAUCUAAUUGAUGAAAGGAUAGUCAAUUCCCAUGAUUUCCAUCAACUAUUUUGGAUGGUUCGAAUAGCAGAAAAAUGUCUGACUAGGGAUCCUCAGAAAAGACUCAAUAUGUUUGCGGUGGUGAAUGCUUUAAGUCGUAUAUUGGAAGGCAACACCUGCAUCAUACCAAGAGACUAUUCCCCAACAAGGUCAGAGUCAUCUUAUAGCUCAUCAAACUCUGAUGAAUCAGAAGAUGAAGAUCAGGAAGGCUUUGGAUCAGAAAGUGGGUUAGAAAGCCAGAGCACAAAUUCUUCAUGGAGUAUGAGCUUGGAUAUGAUGAGCCAGAGUAUUGGAAGACUCCCACCAUCGCCACCAAUUGUGAGAACUUGUUGA